AUGGGCAUUGGAUCAAUGCAACGUUUAACAAAGCUGUUGACGCCACAGCAGAUGGCAGAAGUGAUCAGAAAAGAGUUCCGGCCUUCACCGUGUGAUGAUUCUCCGGUGAUCACCAAUAGUACUAUUCCAACCACCUUGCCAACAAGUAUUUCCAUAAAAGAUAUUGAAGGAAUGAACUCAAUUUUAUCUGCAUCGCCAAACCCUUCUUCAACUGUGAGAUUUAUGUCAUUUGGGAAUGAAGAAGCAAUGGAACAUCAAAUGAAUGACUUUGAAAUUUUAGAUUCUUAUAAAAAUACUCCAAAAUCAUACAAUGAACCAUCAAGCUUCAAUGAUUCAGUGAGUGGGAAUAAACCACCUUCUUCCUCUUAUUCUAAAGAUCAUGUUCUUGCUGAAAGGAAGCGGAGAGAAAAGCUCAGUCGGCUCUUCGCCAGUCUAUCUACAACCAUUCCUUGGCAUCAGAAGAAUGACAAGGAUAGCCUUCUUGGGAACACAGUGGAUUACAUCAAAGAACUCCAAUCAAAGGUCAAAGCUUUAGAAGAUGUGAUUGAAACUCCUGUUGAAUCAGUUGUUCUUGUUAGGAAACCUCCAUUGAUGAACAUGGAUGAGAACUCUAUGUUCUCAAUUGGAAGCCCCUCAAGAUCUCAACAAAUUUCUCUUAAGAUUGAAGUCAAGCUCAAUGGGAAGAGUGUUAUGAUAAAAGUACAGUGUAAAAACCAAAAAGGACUUGUUGUGAAGGCACUCUCAGAGAUUGAGAAGCUUCCCAUGACCAUCACCACCACUAACAUCAUGCCAUUUGGUGAUUCAUCACUUGAUAUUGUUAUCAUGGCCGAAGUUGAAGAUGGAGUCUCCAUGAUAGUGAAGGAUCUUGUGGAGAAUCUAAGCUCAACUUUUAGCCAGAUCUUGUGGAGAUGUCCGUAG
Molecule: messenger RNA, 918 nt
Organism: Dioscorea cayenensis subsp. rotundata (Guinea yam)
Lineage: Eukaryota; Viridiplantae; Streptophyta; Magnoliopsida; Dioscoreales; Dioscoreaceae
Product: transcription factor bHLH18-like
Exons: 4
Coding region: 1-918 (305 amino acids)
Molecular function (GO): protein dimerization activity
Source: RefSeq, a predicted model, not a curated record